AGCUGUCCUUUCCUUUUCCUCUUGUUUUCUUUUCUUUUUGAGUCCUCCUCUCCUCUGUCUUCUUCAAGUUCAAGGAGCUCUCUUCUCAUUUCCCCUUCCUUCCUGCUUACUUAACUCCAACUCCAAAGGUUCGUUUGUCACCUUCUUUUUUUCCCAUUAUUUAAUUAAUUACAUCAUUAAAAUCUUUUCAUUUUCUUCUUCUUCUUUGAGUCAUUUCCAUCCAACAUUUACUUACUGCAUAAAUAAAACGUGACUCGGUUCAGUUGGAUUAGGUGCUUUGUUGUUUUCGCCCCCCCUCCCCUCCCCUCUCCUUCUUCUGCUUUUUUCCUGAAUAAGGGUUUUGUUUAAUCUUGCAAGUUAGGGUUCGUUCCGCCAUUUUAAAGAUUUCCUCUUUUUCUGUGCUCUGCUUUUUUGCUUAUCUUCUAUUUAUAUAGUACUGUACUGCUUCAAGAAUUGGGUGAGAGUGGUGAAAAGCCCAGAAGAAAGUUUUGUUUGCUUUUUUUUUUUUUUGAGAAGAAUCGGGUUUCCCCGCCGGAGGGUACAUAGUCUGGGGUUUCGGCGCCGGCGGCGAGAUGAGUGCGUCUCGGUUCAUCAAGUGUGUCACCGUGGGUGACGGAGCUGUGGGUAAAACUUGCUUGCUCAUCUCCUACACAAGCAACACCUUUCCCACUGAUUAUGUGCCCACUGUCUUUGACAAUUUUAGUGCAAACGUGGUCGUGGAUGGGAGCACUGUCAAUCUAGGAUUGUGGGAUACUGCGGGGCAGGAAGAUUACAACAGGUUAAGACCUUUGAGCUAUCGUGGGGCAGAUGUCUUCAUUCUUGCAUUUUCUCUUGUUAGUAAGGCCAGUUACGAGAAUGUCUCAAAAAAGUGGAUUCCUGAAUUGAGGCAUUAUGCUCCCGGUGUUCCAAUAAUUCUUGUUGGAACAAAACUUGGUAUGAAUUUCUUUUCCAUGCUUCACUUUUACACUUACUAUUUGGCCCUGCUUUUCUGCCCUGGUUUAUGUGUUAUAUAAUGGCUUUGGCUUAUUUGACGCUGCGGGGACUUGUGCCUGAAUAAGAGUAGAUGAGGAUAAUUUAUUUUGGGCACACCAGGAAUUCAGGAACUUUAACUGCAAAUAAAGUCAUAGAACCUCUAAUUUUGAAACCUGGGAAAGGGAAACUACAGAGCUUUGUUUUACCGAACUCCAAAUGUCUGUUUGGAGUGCCUUUCGUGCACAACUGCUGCUUUCCACUGCUUGAACUGUUGAUGUAAAGAUUCAACCAGUCCUUAGCUUUCUUGCUAGAUAUAGUUAUAAUUUUUCUUGGAAUAAGCUCUAAAAGUGAAUUUCAUCUUUCUUGCUGCGAUUAACAUUUGACCCUCACACUUUUUACUCGAACAGAAUAGUCCUAUGUUGGCUUUCUUCCUUGUGUUUGAGGUACUCAAACAACCUGCUUUCCAUGCUUUGGCAGAUCUCCGAGAUGAUAAGCAGUUUUUUGUGGAUCAUCCUGGAGCAGUGCCCAUCACCACUGCUCAGGUAUACUCUACGUCAACUGUUCAAUAUUUAUUUUGUUUUUCUAAACCCAUAGAUUUUACACAUCACAAUCUUUGAGGACAUUGUUGCAAUGCAUUCCACGUACUCGAAAUAAAUUGGAAAAAUGAGACCCUGUAGAUAAUAGUGAGAUCACUGAGAUGCAAAAUUUACCUGAUGAAAGUUCGUUCUUGCGCUUUUUGAAGGGAGAAGAGCUGCGAAAGAUGAUCGGAGCUGCUUCCUACAUUGAGUGCAGCGCCAAAACACAGCAGGUGCAGAUUAGGUUUUCAUUUCGUAUUACAAUUUUGUCUUUGUGAAAUCUAUUUUCAGGACUAAACUGACAUUUCCCUGUGGUCGUGGGUGUGUUUAUUAUCAGAACGUGAAAGCUGUAUUUGAUGCAGCCAUUAAGGUUGUUCUCCAACCACCUAAGCCAAAGAAGAAAAAGAAGAGAAAGGGUCAGAGAGGUUGCAGUAUAUUGUAACUGAAGAAACAUGGAGCGGAGGAACUCAGUUUGAUCAAUAUAUGAUUUACGUUGUCAUGCUCUUCCUCUCGUAAAGGAGCACAGCUUGCUGAUUACAGUAUCAACUGACUUUACUGGUUUGUCAGUCAUCGUUGUAAUAUUGUGUACUAUGUCAUAUUAGAAGAUCUGGUACCUGAGAGAUAAUUUGAAAACUUGCUGCGUUCCUACCGAAAGCCUUAGAAGAUCUGUAUAAUGUGUUAUAUAACUUUGUAAAAGAUCUUUGUUGUGACCUAAAAAUUGUUUCACUCCCUGAUACGAGCAUUAUUAGUAGGAUAGCUCUGGUACUGAUCUGAACUGUGGCAGAGGAGCUGUUGGUUGGCAUUUAAUUGAUGAAUGUUGAUUUGAUUAUUUUUUUUAUUGUUAAGAGUGGUUUCUUCUGAUUGUCUGAAAGGGUUUUGUUGGGCUGGAGUUGUAAAAUGAGUUUUUCUUUGUUGUUGAUGAUAUUAUGGAAUAUUCUUUUUUCUUCCUGGGUUAAUUUUCUUACAAAAUUACAGACGAGUAGGUUCUUAUAAAUCACUUUGAAGGGGAGGGGAAAACACACACACACACACACACACAGGGAAAUUACUACUGAAUAGUCGGUGAUCAUAGUUUAAUGGGGGAGC
Messenger RNA from Oldenlandia corymbosa var. corymbosa, 2633 nucleotides. Lineage: Eukaryota; Viridiplantae; Streptophyta; Magnoliopsida; Gentianales; Rubiaceae. The record is from the annotation of a GenBank genome assembly.